UAUUCAUGUAAAGAAUGAACUGAGAGUAAAAAGGCAGAGACCCCAGUCAACACAGGAGACACAGAGGUUGGUGUUUAAUACUUUGAAUUAGGUGUGUAAGAAAAGCUUUGGGACUGAUUUGAACUGACACACAAUGGCUUUUCUGCUGGGAAAAAUGCAGAAGCUAUUGAACCGGUCACGCCUCUUAUUUUGAAAUGAAACUGAGAGUAAAAACAGGUUGAUUUGACACUCAAGGCUUUCUUUAUACAGGACUGUAAAGAAAGAGACACCAGCGGACUGAAUCCGGUGGAAGUCCUAGUAUUUCUUAUUUGAUUAUUACUGCUUUCCAAAUCAACUUUGUGGGCAGCGAAUGCUGAAAUGAUGCUUCAUCAGCCAGCACUUCUCGUCUUCUUCAUGUCUGUCAUCAUCGUCUUACCAUGCUCCGUCUCUGGGAGAAUCUUUUACACCCAUCUCGGGACGAGGUGUUUAGACGACUGCAGGCUGAAUGGGAGCGAGUACAGGUGCAACACAGUAACAGAAGAGGGCGUAAUAGACACUCUGUACUGCUCUCCAGAAAACAGUCAAGACCACAAAGGAAAUGAGUGCACCUCUCCGUGCUGGAAGGAAAGUAAAGACUAUUACUGGUGCACAGUUGGAUGGACGUGGGGAUACUGUGGGCAUGUGAAGGAGGACCGAAACCAUUACAGCUCCAAAUAUGGAGAAAAGUGUACGGACGCCUGUGGCAUGCAUAGAACAAGCUACUACUGGUGCAACACCAAACAAGGCUGGGAUUACUGCUCAGUAGAAAAGAACAUAGAUUAUAAAGGCAAUGCCUGUCACCAGGACCAUCCCUGUGGGAAGCACGGUGAACCCUACUACUGGUGCAAGAGGGCAGAAGGUGGCUGGGGUUACUGUGGGCCAGUAGAACCUAAGACACUGCAACAAAAGUACCUGGACAUUUUUCAGGAUGAUUUACUGCUCAAUAGAUCAGAAGCAUUUGUUCAGUCUUACAACAACAGUGUCUGGGAUGUCUUAACUGAUAUCUAUGAGCAAGUGCCCGGGCGGUUGGACCUCUGCAUCGACUACAGGAAAAUAAAGCACAGACGGCGCAGCGAAAAGGCUAAUUGAUGGUGGAGAGGUCAUUGACUUUGAGAUUGAUCAGGGAAAACAUAUUGCCACUCUUUUCAUAGUAUGUCCAGGCCAAAAUGCACUAACAGAUGGCAGGACUUGGAGCAAUGAAAUAAGAAACUUAAUUGCACAGUGGAAGCAUGGGUACUUGGGCAAUCAUACUAGAUUCCAGCUGAUAUCUUCAAACAGUCUCCGUAUUGAUCUACAGGGGCUGCCGUACAUAGAAGGUCAACAAUACUAUAACCUAGAAAUCCAUCGCCGGCAGAACUCCACGGUGUCCCAGAUCCUCAUACCUAGGGACCCUCCAAUUCCCAUUCCAGACAGAUACAUCCGUAGAGCCUUCUCGUUGAGCUUCUAUUAUCUUGAGGGGGUUAUUGUGGAAACUAAACCCUAUCAACCCAGGCUGGGGUAGAAAAGAGUCACAUAUAAUUUACAUUAACAUAGUACACAUUAUUUAUUCUGCAAGUUUAGGCUUAUAGAUAUUAAGUACAGUGU
Messenger RNA from Colossoma macropomum (tambaqui), 1602 nucleotides. RefSeq lists its product as uncharacterized. The record is from RefSeq and is a predicted model, not a curated record. Bases 358 to 1107 code for a protein of 249 amino acids. NCBI's taxonomy places the organism in Eukaryota, Metazoa, Chordata, Actinopteri, Characiformes, Serrasalmidae. The transcript has 2 exons.